Messenger RNA from Daldinia loculata, 976 nucleotides. RefSeq lists its product as uncharacterized. The record is from RefSeq and is a predicted model, not a curated record. Bases 268 to 615 code for a protein of 115 amino acids. The transcript is spliced from 4 exons. Lineage: Eukaryota; Fungi; Ascomycota; Sordariomycetes; Xylariales; Hypoxylaceae.
GGCUUAGAGAACCGAAGCAAAAUAUCAAAUAUGAGUAACACCAUGUAAAGGGGACUUAAUGGAUUAUAAAGCGCGCAGGGGAUGCCUGUGAAUUGUAUUAAAAGAUAGAUUCUCCCGUCGAUCAAGGUAACAUUAUCAAUGAAAUUGCAGGCGGCUCGCUCUCAGCUUUGUAGAUUUCUAUACACCAACUAUCGUAUUGCAAACAUCAAUUAAAACCAGGUCCUUUGAUAAUUACCUAUUCAUGUACGGAGCUUAGAACCUGCCAAAAUGUCACCGCAGUCCGAAUUAUCAUUCUCUACCAAUACGACAAGCUCAAGGCGACCGUCCAUUGCGUCGGAAAAAACUCUAGUAGAUACACUAAGUAAAAAGGAGGAUGCCUCAGAAGAGAAAUACCAAGGCGGUAAUGAUUAUCGCAAGUCAUCCUUUGACGUUAAAACCCUGGCCAGUAGCAGUUCGCUCCCCAGCAAGAGUAAGAUGGGUAAAGCUAUAGAGAAGAUCAAGUCGAAGUUACGGGAGAAAGACACAACUUCUAAGCCCAGGGGUAGCCGACCUGCACCUGAUGGGUAUCCGGACACCCUAUACAUGUGGCGAUCAUUGGCUGAGACGAGACUUUGAGCGUAAGGAUUGAAAUGCUUGUUUCACCUGAGAAGAGAUGAAUUUCGGUAUGGCCUCAGAUGCCAUCGAAUCGCCCAAUGCCAUUCGAUCGCAAGCGGUAUACCUACCCUAAGAGUACGAAUUCAUAAUCGGCAUUUUAGGUAAUAGCAAGUGGGAGUCACCGGGAACAAGGGAAUUGGAUGUUAAGGAAUAACAACACCUACUGUCAGGUAUCAAAGGCGCUAUGGGUAAAGGCUGGUUAAUAACUUUCGAGUGAAUCUAAGAUAGGAUUGGGGUUUUCAUGUUUUUGGUACGGCGGGCACAAUCUUUAUAGUGAGUAAUUCGUAGUUUAUUCAAUGUCGAUAAUGACGACUUCGCCAUA